AUGAAGAAGGCUCACAAGGGGAUACCACUACUCCAUGGCACCAGCGACUACCGAAGGUGGCACUCGAAAGUGAUCGCACACCUCGAGUCGCUGGGCCUCAAGGACCACGCGACAGGGCUAACCGUCGUGCCCGAGAAGCUACACCAGAGCGAGACGGACCUCUCGCUGGCAAUCCGACGCCUUGAGCACGAGAAGCACAUCCAACAGACGCUCGGCACGAUCAAGAAGCUGGUCGAUGACGACCUCCUUCCGUCGAUCGAGGGUGCCACCACCGCAAAAGCCGCGCUCGACAUCCUCGAAGCGCAGCUUGUAGCAAAGAACACGGCACGGUUCAUCGCCACCAUCUGCAAGCUCUUCUCGCUCAAGAAGAAGCCCGAGCAGAGCGUCGCCGCGUACUUCGCCGAGCUCGACGGGCUCAUCACGCUCACGGUAGCUGACGCCGCCGAGGACAUCAAGCACCGUGUCGCCCUCCCGGAUCCCAACGCGCUCGUGGUCGGACAGCUGUCGCCGUUCACGAUCACGUACUCGAACGACCUCCUCCGUCGCUACAUCACGAAGCACGCCACCGCCGUCGCCCUGGCCGGGCUGCCGGAGGAGUACGAGAUGGCCAGGGCCAUCAUCGGAGACUGGCCAGAGUUCGACGCGAACCGCGCACGCGCCAAGAUCAGCGAGCGUGAAGCGGAAAUCGCCCGCGCUGACAGUCCCAGCAGCCACGGAGGCAGCGACAAGCUGCUCUACGCCAAGGCCCAGGACACUCGCGGCCCUCACCGUGGAACCGCACACCAUGGCCAACGGCAGAACGGCGACACUCACCGGUCUCGUCACCCCGGCGGCCGCCCAGCAUCAGCAACAAGCAGCGAUAGCCGGUCGCCGAAGCCGUCGUUCCAGAAGCGCGAUCGCCCUCUCUGCGACUACUGUCGCAGGCCGGGACACUUGCGCGCAGUCUGCCGUCGCCGACUGGCUGACACCGAGCAAGCCAACGUUGCCCACGAAGUCGAGGCGGUCGAGCCCGCCGAUCUGGCCGACACAGUGGCACUGGUGGUCGCUGAGACUGAGCUCGCGCUCGUCUCCGCUGAUCCGCACGUCACACUGUGGUACCUAGACUCCGGCGCGACAUCGCACAUGGCUGCCAACCGCGACUGGUUCCGCGAUUACGAGCAACUGUCGAGCCACCCCGUCGCGCUUGGUGACGAUCGCACAAUCCACGCCGCUGGACGCGGCAUCAUCGAGGCCAGCGUCGACGUCGCAGGUCGGCGACAGAGGAUCCAGCUCCACGACGUGCUCCACGUGCCUAACCUGGCGCGCAACCUUCUGUCCACGUCCCGAUUCGCCUCCGCCGGGCUCACCAUCAAGAUCUCGGCCCAGGGGUGCAAGGUGUUCUCCAGGCGCGAUCGCCAGACAGUGCUUCGCCCAGUCGACCUGGGGCGCAUGCUGGUGGCCUCCCUGCGCAUCGACAUGGCCCCCGGCGAGCGAGCGCUGACGGUCAAGGCGCCGCCGGUCGACAUGGAGUUGCUCCAUCGUCGGCUAGGGCACAUCAGCGAACGGCGCGUCCGCGCGUCAACUGGCGCGGCCGAGAUCGUCACGCGCGGAGACAGCGUCGAGCAGUGCGAAGUGUGCAUCCGCGCGAAGCAAACACGGGCACCCAUCGGUGCUGGUCCAACUCAGCGCGCCGAAACCGUCAUGGAGCUUAACCUCCGGUUGCUACUCGCCUUCGCGAACGCACGCAACCUCGAGAUCCACCAGGUCGACGUCGACACGGCGUUUCUCCACGCCAAGCUCACCGAGGAGAUUUACAUCUCCCAGCCCGAGGGGUUCGUUAACAAGCAACGACCCCACCACGUCGGACGACUGCUGAAGAGCCUCUACGGGCUUAAGCAGGCGCCGCUCGAGUGGAACCGCGCCAUCGACGCCCAUCUGCGCAAGUCCCACUUCGAACCCACCGACUCGGACCCGUGCAUCUACAUUCGUCAAGGCCACCACUUGGCCAUUGUCGCACUCUACGUCGACGACUGCACCAUCAUUGCUCACAAGUCUGAGCUCAGGGGCGUCAAGCAGAUCAUCGCCGACGGCUUCCUGAUCAAGGACCUUGGAGAAGCAACCUCCAUCCUAGGGAUCGAGAUCCAGCGUGAUCGAUCGCUCGGCAAGCUCUACAUCCGACAGCGCGGCAAGAUCGACAACAUCCUUGCCACCUUCGGACUCACCAACAGCAAGCUGGUCUCCACGCCGAUGCUGCCGAACCUACAGCUGCCAGUCGACACCAAGCAACAUGACACCUUUGAAUACCACAGCGCCAUUGGCAUGCUGUUGUAUCUGGCACACGCCUCACGACCGGACAUUCUCUUCCCCGUCGCGUACCUCAGCCGCUUCGCCAACAACUUCGGCCCCGAACACGUCACCGCCGUCAAGCGCAUCAUGCGCUACCUCGCUGGCACAGCCAACCUGGCGAUCUGCUACUCGUGUGACCUCUACGACGACAGGGACGUCGCAACCCACGUACCUAUUGGGUACUGCGACGCUGACUGGGGCAACAUCGAAGUUGACCGCUGA
Molecule: messenger RNA, 2547 nt
Organism: Acanthamoeba castellanii str. Neff
Lineage: Eukaryota; Discosea; Longamoebia; Acanthamoebidae
Product: reverse transcriptase
Exons: 2
Coding region: 1-2547 (848 amino acids)
Source: RefSeq, a predicted model, not a curated record